UGCACACACACAAGUGUCUGUUAGCCACUCACUCUAGGGACCCUCCCCUCCCAGAUGUGCUCAGAAUCACACUGGCCAUGGACGUACAAAACCCAACCAUCCAUCCAUCCAUCCAUCCACCCACCAACGACUGACUGACUGACUGACUGCCCAAUUGUCCUCUCUCUCCUGUUGUGCCCUCAUUGACCAUUUGAAGAAAGAUCCACCCCGUCUCUCUCCCUCUCUCUGCAUGGCAGACCUGCACUAGCUAUAGCUUGAGGUCAUCAAUCACUUUUUUCUUCAUCCGGGCGUCCCAGUCGUCCAAGUCAGCCCUGCUCGACACGUCGUCCUCUAUCCGCUCGAUGGCCUCCUGACGCUCACGAGAGACACCCUGCUGCUGCUGCUGCUGCUGUCGGCCAAUGGGGACGCGCCUCAUCUCAGACUGCCGCUGUCGGGUGAACCGGGGCAAGGUGGGUGCGGGGAACCGCUGCUGAUUGGCGGACAGGAAGGGCUGAGCGAAGGCUCGUAAGACGCCCAUCACAAACAUGCCUGACACACCCGCCACACACACCCACACACAUUCCCACAGAGGGGAUCCCAGGGGUCCGUCAUUGUCUGUCUGCAGCGGUGCAGUGCUAGCUACCGGUGAAGGCAGCUGUGCCGAAGAAAGCCGCCAUAGUGGCGAUUGUGCCGAAGGCUGCCACUGUGGUCAUGAUGAGCCCCCCGAAGAUGAAGGAGAACAGGGUGAGGGAGGCCACGAUGGCAAACAGGGAUAUGAUGGACGUGCCCAGGAAGGUGAAGACUGCCGACACCAACAGGCCGAUGAAAGAUGCGCUGAGCAAAAAGAGCUCCAAGGGAAGCUGAACGCACCAACGACAGACAGACCGACGCGAGAGACCAUCACAUCAACCAGUCAGUCAUCGUCCCUUCCUUGAGUGUGUUCUGUCGCUCCCGACCGUCAAGAGGUUGCCGAUGAGCGAGGUCACCACACCUCCCAUGAACAGCGGAUUCGCAUGCAUAACCGUCCUCCUCUGCGCCCCUUCUUCAAUGGAUCUCGCCUGUCCGUGGCCAUAGCCACUGACGUGCAGGUGCUGCUCAUUCACCAAUGGCGUCUUGCUCGGCCGUCGUGAAGGCAAAGAUGCUCUGCGGUGCAGCGGAGGCACGAAUGCCACAGAUCCAGGCGAUAAAGGACGAGCGGCGCCGGCAAGGGUCACCACGGAAAGAAGACAGCAAACCCGCAUUUCGAAGCUACGGUGCUAUUACCGGCUGCAGAAUCCACACAGGAAAAAAGUUCCUUCCGGCCCUAGG
Molecule: messenger RNA, 1287 nt
Organism: Vitrella brassicaformis
Lineage: Eukaryota; Vitrellaceae
Source: the annotation of a GenBank genome assembly